Bursaphelenchus okinawaensis is the source of this 881-nucleotide messenger RNA. Lineage: Eukaryota; Metazoa; Nematoda; Chromadorea; Rhabditida; Aphelenchoididae. The record is from the annotation of a GenBank genome assembly.
AUGCAGAUGUACACUGUCGUCGUCUUGAGUUGCACGCUGUUUUUGCUUGGAGAAGCUGCUUGGGAAUGUGGAUCUGAAAACGAUGGAUAUGGUGGAUUAUCAAAGGGCUCGUCUCAGUUCUUCGUUCAAGUAAAUUGUCCACAACUGUUGGGUAAGGAGUUUAUUGAUACUUCUGGGUUUUUAGGUAACAAGAUGUGUUGUUAUAUAGUUUUGCGGAAACAAGUUAUGUUAUUACUCGGUGUUUGAUCAAUAUUGUUCUUGUUGUUUUAAAGCUGGAAAUGAAAAAUUUUUAUUAUAGUUAAUACUUUUCAGAUGGGAUCAACAACUGUUGUGUUGUACAUGAUGACUGUUAUGAGAAGCAACUCGGACAAAAGAGCUGCGAUGAAACCUUCUGUAAAUGCUCAAAGGUAAGUUAUUUGAUUUUGAUGCCUUAUUCUUUAUUUUUUACGUUUCAAAAAGAAAAAACUUAUUAUUGUAACCGCAGGGCAUCCGGUUGUCUGAUUAUUGUGUUCACAAGGCUACUUUAUGAUUGAACUACUAAUUUAUAAGCGAAUAAGCUGUAUAAUUUUUUAAUUUGGUGUUUGAGUCAAAUAAUGUUGUUACAGGCGGCAGUAAAGAAUCAUCCACGAUGCAGAAAGCUGCGUGAUGUUUUAUGCAAGGCUGUUCAAGAACAUGGAGCUAUUGCUUACGCUGCAAGGUAGGUAUUUUUAAAUAAAAGAUAAUGUGUUUUUUUCACUUGUUAUACAUUCAGUGUUUUACUGUUUUUUAAAAUAUUUUUAAAAAUAUAAAAACAAUUUUGCAAAUUUUGAUAGACCAAUACUGUAAUAACAAUAAGGUCAUACAGUGUUCCACAUUUAAAAUUUUACAGCGGCCGAAAAUGA